This is a messenger RNA of Ustilaginoidea virens, 2241 nucleotides long. RefSeq lists its product as uncharacterized. The transcript has 3 exons. Gene Ontology annotation, molecular function: zinc ion binding; DNA binding; DNA-binding transcription factor activity, RNA polymerase II-specific. Bases 1 to 2241 code for a protein of 746 amino acids. The record is from RefSeq and is a predicted model, not a curated record. Lineage: Eukaryota; Fungi; Ascomycota; Sordariomycetes; Hypocreales; Clavicipitaceae. Gene Ontology annotation, biological process: regulation of DNA-templated transcription; DNA-templated transcription.
AUGGGACGGCAGUGGCGCCACCAGCCCAUUGCGUGCCAGUCUUGCCGUCGCCGCAAGAUACGCUGUUCUCGAAAGUUCCCAUGCUCCAACUGCACCUCUCGAGGCAUUUCCUGUCUUCAGUUUUACGCGCCAGAAUCCCAUGCUGAGCACUCUCCUGUGACGGGGCCUGGUCCUGGUCCUCUUGCCCUACCAGAGCUUCCGCAGCAGCAGCAGCAGCAGCAGCAGCAGCAGCAGCAGCCGCGGCGGCAAGAUCACAACCACGAUGCAAAGGCGCAUCAGCAACGCAGAGCUAGCGAGCAAGACUCUCCCCCUCUUCCAGGCGCAGAUAUUCAAGCUCGGCUUGCUAGGCUGGAGCAAUGCGUUUCCCUGCUCGGCGUGUCGGAGCAGCCCCGCGGCGAAGCCAGAGUUGCCUGCGUUCCCUCGCCCAACGACGGUGAACCGUCAGCUGCUCCGGCGUUACCAUCCGCCGUGCAGCACCUCUCGGAGGAUGCCCUCCAACUGGGAAGCCGAUGCAUUCAUCUAAACCCCUCGACGAGAUCAUCGCAAGCAUCUCUCUUUUCUGAUGUUGGCGUUGUAUACCACUUGUCCCCCAUCAGAGCGAUUAGAAAGCCUUGCUGCAUCUUGCAAGACGCGGGAUGGGCUGGUGGAGGAGGAUCCCCCCAGAUAUGCUUCGUGCUGCCGUUUUACCACGAGGCAUGCCUCAUCCUGCAGACGUUCGUGGCCGACUGCGCCACUUCGUGCUUCAGGGCUCCUGUCCCGUCACUGCUGCUCUCGAUACAAGGCAUCUACGCAAGCAUACAGCAGCAGAUUCGGGUGAACACGGAGGACUUGCUCCUGCUCAUGGCCAUGACUGCCGCCGUGACAUAUGUCUGCUCCGCCGAUGACAGUGUUUGCACCCUGUACUCGAACCACUCGGAGGCCAACGCCCAUUGCAGCACGUGGGUAGAGGCCGGCUUUGCGCUCUCCGACGAACUGAAACGCGGCGGCCAGACGGGCAUUGUGUGUCUCCAAGGCCACAGGGUGCUGUUGAUGGUUUCCUGCUACCUGGAAGGAAUGUCUCUGCGGAAUCGCAGCCUGCUCACGACCUCGAUCGCAAUGGCUCGUGCCAUGGGCCUUCACCGCGUAGACUUGCCAGGACAAGACCAUACUUUACGACCAGCAAUGGACCUUGAGACCGCACGUCGAAUAUGGUGGGACCUUGUAGUAAUCGACUGGCUGCUUUCCGUCUUUCCCGGCUCCCAUGAGCAAGUGUACACCAUCCAGCCAAAUCACAUGGCCGUCAAUAAGCCCAGCGUUGUCGGUGUCGUUCACGAGAUCGAUGCAAAGCAAGCCGCGUCUCCCACCACCCCAUUUCAGCUGCAGCAGUACCAGGAGCUUGCCACCGACGUGGCCUACUUCCGGGCUCGCAUCCACCUCGCCGAACUCGCCCGGGAAUACACCGACAGCUCCCCCAUAUCCGCCGCCAGGACAAAGAACGACACGUAUCAACACCUGCUGGACUACGAGGCCAAGCUGGACGCGUAUCAGGAAAGCCUGCCGCAAGUCUUCCAGCCGUGCGCGCGCAGCAACUACGCGCCGAGGCCCAAGACGCAACAGCUCGUCCUGCAACGCACACAGCUCAACUGCGUCAUCUACAUUACGAAAUGCAUCCUGCACCUCCAGUACAUGGCCCUCCACAACGCCGACCCCAGAUACGCGCCUUCCCGCAAGACGUGCUCCGACUGCGCGCGCGACAUUAUCCGCAUGCACAGGAACUACCGGACACACUGCCCCUGGAUCAUCCCGAAACUCAAGACGACCACGUUCCUCCGAGCCCUCAUCCUCGCCAACGCAGUCUUCCUGCUCGACCUCUGCUCGGGACCCGCCACCGCGAGUCUGGAAAAGGAUCGGCCCGACGGCCUCGAGGGAUGGAAGCUGCUCGGCCUCAUGUGGGGCGACUCCAACCUGGUGGACCAGUUCCUCGAGUUUGCCACGCACAUGCUCGCCAAGUACGGCGUUUGCCCGUCCACCAUGGCGGAGCUGACCGAGGCCUUGCCCGCCGAGGUGAGGUGGAGGCACCUAGCCAACGGGAGCGCGUAUGAGUCGCCCGCGGCGGUGCCGCCCCCAGGCGAAGCGGGUCUGCUGCUGCCCGUGGCGGCGCCCACGGAGACGGACCAGAAGUGGCAGAUGCUCGGGGCGGACUUUGACCCGAGGACCAUAAGUUGGGAUAACGUGCUGUGGGGGUUCGACGCGUUUAUGUGA